This is a messenger RNA of Kwoniella shivajii, 909 nucleotides long. RefSeq lists its product as uncharacterized. NCBI's taxonomy places the organism in Eukaryota, Fungi, Basidiomycota, Tremellomycetes, Tremellales, Cryptococcaceae. The transcript has 3 exons. The coding region runs from base 1 to 909 and encodes 302 amino acids. The record is from RefSeq and is a predicted model, not a curated record. Gene Ontology annotation, molecular function: hydrolase activity.
AUGACGUCUCUGAACCUUCGUCCAGUCGCUUCGUCCUCUUCUGCCUCCUCCUCUUCAGCAUCUUCAUCAAAACCAAUACCUUCACCAGCAUCGUUGAAACCAUGGGAUUUCGCCUAUUCAUCUUCAUCAGAUGGGUGUGAUACGAACCUGUUGAUAAUGUUUCACGGCCUAGGUGAUUCCAAAACACCUUUUUUCAAUCUAGCUAAACAAUUGAAUUUACCUUCAACUGCGAUAUUAUCAUUGUCAGCAAUUGAUCCAAUACCAUUAAUGGAUCAUCCAUCUUUUUCAUGGUAUCCAACAUUCACUUCUACAUAUGAUCCAAUUCCAAUAGCAAAUCAAAAUCCCACUGUACAUCUAUCGAAAUUACGUGAUCUCGUAUCUACGCUCAUUACACCUUCUGGACACACUGGCAGUAGUGCUGUCAGUGGUGGUGGUGGUGGUGGAUUAGGAUGGAAAUUGGAUGAAAUACAUUUAUUCGGUUGGGGUCAAGGUGGUACCAUUGCUUUAGAGCUUGGUUUAUCGAUCGGAAAGAAUCCAUUGACCAUAUCAACGUCAGCCGUUGAAAGUGAAGGGAAAGGUGGAAAAAGAUUCGGAUCAAUAACGUCUAUAUGUGCGAAUCUAUUGACACAUCCAACAUCGAGCCUGAAUAUCCCAACACCAGUCUGUUAUUUCACUCGAACAUCGCCCAAAUCAUCCAUCCACGAGAAAUCAGUAAACGUGCUCAAACGAGCUUUUAGAGAAGUGCAGAUCGUCACACCAAAAGGAUCAGGAGGAGGAGGAGAAGAUAUGCCUAGAAGUAAAGAUGAUUGGUAUGGUAUAAUGAAAUUUUGGAGUCAAGUCUUAGGUAGGAAGAGUGAUGAAGAUAAAACUUGGAAAGGUCAGGGAGAAGUAUACGAAGUAAUACGUUAA